This is a messenger RNA of Calypte anna (Anna's hummingbird), 944 nucleotides long. RefSeq names its product ubiquitin carboxyl-terminal hydrolase 36-like. Bases 1 to 867 code for a protein of 288 amino acids. Lineage: Eukaryota; Metazoa; Chordata; Aves; Apodiformes; Trochilidae. The transcript has 8 exons. The record is from RefSeq and is a predicted model, not a curated record. Gene Ontology annotation, cellular component: cytosol; nucleus. Gene Ontology annotation, biological process: regulation of apoptotic process; protein deubiquitination. Gene Ontology annotation, molecular function: cysteine-type deubiquitinase activity; cysteine-type endopeptidase activity.
AUGGAGCAAGGCUGGACCAUCCCCACCAUCGCCUCCUGCCAAGACAACAGUGUGGAGGUCCUGCCCAUCCCUUCAGCAAAGAGCAGAAGAGUGGGGAACCCCCAGGAGCUGGCUGAGGGGAAAUCUCAGACCCUCCCAAAGGCUCUCCUGGAAGGCUGCGAAGGCAGAGACGUGGGCUGGAUCCCAACGUGUGCCCCUGAGGCCAUAUGGCUGCCACAAACUGUGGUGGCUGCCAUGGAACUGGAGGGUUCCAGAACACAGCCUCUCCUGAGGCUACAUGACUUUCUGUCUUUGAGGUUUGAGCUUGUUUCCCUGGUUGGAGCAGGACUCGAGAAUUUGGGCAGUACCUGCUUCCUCAAUGCUGUCCUCCAGUGCCUCACCUACACCCCAUCUCUGGCAGACUACCUGCUCUCUCGGGAGCACAGCCAGUCCUGUGUUCGAGCAGGCAACUGUGUGAUGUGCAGAGUGCAGGAGCACGUGUGCAAGGUCCUGCAUGCCACAGGAUCUGCCAUCGUGCCUGUGGACGUCAUCACUGCUCUCCCAGAAAUCGGAGAACAUUUCAAGCUCGGCGUGCAGGAGGACGCCCACGAGUUCUUGCGCUGUACUCUGGACGCCAUGCAGAAAGCUCAUCUGUGUGAUGGCAGCUUGGACACGUCUUGUCAGCACACCGUCAUCCAUCAGAUAUUUGGGAGCUUUCUGAGAUCCAGAGUCUGCUGCUCGAGCUGCCAAGUGGUUUUUGAUGACUACGAGCCCUUCCUGGAUAUCCUUCUGGAUAUAAAAGCAGCGGCAUCUCUUUCUGAAGCUCUUGAUACAUUCGUGAAACCCGAGCUGCUGGAUGCCAGAAGCGGCUUUAGAUGUCGCCAGUAAGAUGAUUCCUAACAAACAUCUUCAUGUUAGAUCCUGCCUUGGGGUUUGCUGUGGUUUAGAGUGCAAGGGAGGCUUUG